Lepus europaeus (European hare) is the source of this 823-nucleotide messenger RNA. It is a transcript of the gene KCNIP3, whose product is annotated as potassium voltage-gated channel interacting protein 3. Gene Ontology annotation, molecular function: RNA polymerase II cis-regulatory region sequence-specific DNA binding; calcium ion binding; potassium channel regulator activity. Lineage: Eukaryota; Metazoa; Chordata; Mammalia; Lagomorpha; Leporidae. The transcript has 9 exons. Gene Ontology annotation, cellular component: voltage-gated potassium channel complex; nucleus. Gene Ontology annotation, biological process: negative regulation of transcription by RNA polymerase II; regulation of potassium ion transmembrane transport. Bases 40 to 810 code for a protein of 256 amino acids. The record is from RefSeq and is a predicted model, not a curated record.
AAGCGGAGCGGCCGGCAACAGUUUUCUCCAGCACCCAAGAUGCAGCGGGCCCAGGAGGCCAUGAAGACGUCAGACGGCAGCCUCCUGGGUGACCCCGGACGCAGGCCGCUGCGGAAGAAGGAAGGAGUGAAGUGGCAGAGGCCGCGGCUCACACGCCAGGCCCUGAUGCGGUGCUGCUUAGUCAAGUGGAUCCUGUCCAGUGCGGCCCCGCAGGGUUCAGACAGCAGCGACAGUGAGCUGGAGCUGUCCGCGGUGCGCCACCAGCCCGAGGGGCUGGACCAGCUGCAGGCGCAGACCAAAUUCACCAAGAAGGAGCUGCAGUCCCUCUACAGGGGCUUCAAGAACGAGUGUCCCACGGGCCUGGUGGACGAAGACACCUUCAAGCUCAUUUACUCGCAGUUCUUCCCUCAGGGAGACGCCACCACCUACGCACACUUCCUCUUCAACGCCUUCGACGCCGACGGGAACGGGUCCAUCCGCUUUGAGGACUUUGUGGUCGGGCUCUCCAUCCUGCUGCGGGGGACAGUCCACGAGAAGCUCAAGUGGGCCUUCAACCUCUACGACAUCAACAAAGACGGCUACAUCACCAAAGAGGAGAUGCUGGCCAUCAUGAAGUCCAUCUACGACAUGAUGGGCCGCCACACCUACCCUGUCCUGCGGGAAGAUGCACCCCGGGAACACGUGGAGCGCUUCUUCCAGAAAAUGGACCGGAAUCACGACGGAGUGGUGACCAUGGACGAGUUUCUGGAGACCUGUCAGAAGGAUGAGAACAUUAUGAGCUCCAUGCAGCUGUUCGAGAAUGUCAUCUAGGGCACGGGAGGAC